AUGUCUUCUUAUCCAGCCAUUUCAGUUGGCACAUCCAGCUACUCCACCAGCGCAUACUCUGCAUAUGAAAAACAAGAGUAUGUAGGGCUUUCUAAUCAAGGUGCAACUUGCUAUAUGAAUUCUCUAUUGCAAACUCUCUACAUGACUCCUGAGUUUCGUCGAGAAAUUUAUCGAUGGAGAUACGACCUUCAAAAGCAUGGCGAAGAACAAGACUGCAUUCCAAUCCAGCUGCAAAUUUUAUUUGGAAAGCUACAGCUGUCAGACCAAAGCUAUGUUGACACUACUGGGCUUACAAAAAGUUUCCAAUGGGAUAUCAGGGAGAGUUUUCAACAGCAUGAUGUACAAGAAUUUUUAUUUUUUUAGAAAAAUUAUUUGAAUUAUUUUAAAAAAUAAAAAUAUAAAAAAAAAAUUUUUACCGAAUUUUGCCGUGUUCUUUUUGACGCAAUUGAGCAAAGCGUUGAAAACACUGAACAAGCAAACGUGAUUAAGCAGCUUUAUGAAGGGACUUAUGUUGAUUAUGUAAAGUGCUUAAAAUGUUUACGAGAAAGCUCAAGAGAAGACAAAUUUUUAGACCUAAGUUUGACUGUGCGUAACGAAUUUGACAAAAUUUAUAACGAUUCUGUAGAAAAAGCUUUAUUUCCCUCCAUGGAAAAUUAAAAACAUUGGAAAAAUCCCUAAUUUUUUGGAAAAAAACUUCAAUCGAGAAUUUAUUUAAAUAAAUAUAUAAGUGAUAAUUAGUAUAAUGAAAUCUCUACCUAAUCUGAGGAAUUUUAAACAGCAUAAAUUUCAGGUUAUACUUUCAUUUUUUGGGAUAGAAUUUCAAAAAAAAUAACUCCUCUCUAAAGCAAGCAAAAUUUUUUAACCGCUCAAGAGGGAAUGCUAGGAAAUUAUAUUAGGCCUGAAGAACUGUCAGGAGAUAAUCAGUAUUUUUGUGAGCAUUGUGGGCAUAAGCAAGAUGCCUUAAAAGGAUUAAAAUUCAAAGAGUUGCCUUAUAUUUUACUUUUACAGUUAAAGCGCUUUGAUUUAGAUCUAGACACAAUGCAAAGAAUCAAAUUGAACGACGAGGUCAAAUUUCCCCAAGUUUUAAAUAUGAACCCCUUCGUCCGAGGCUCCAACGUCCACGUCCCUACCACUUUCACUGAAAAAGUCCAAGAAAAGCCUGAAGAAGAGCCACAAUACGUCGAAAUUAAGCCAGAAAACAUUGACAAGCUAAAGCUCCAGCAUAUAAAAAACACAACUUACGAUAUCAUCAGCGAAGACGACGAUAAAAACUCAUUGAAGCUUGACCAUGUUGCUAAAAGAAAACACAUAGAAAAAAGAGCUGAAAUAAAAAAACAGGAAAGGGCCAAGCUAAUACAUCAGUAUCGUCAAGAAGGCGAAAACGUAUAUGAAUUAUACCUUGGCAAAUCGGCCUAGAAAUACUAUUAUUUAUAUUAAAAAUACAUAUAAAUAUGCUGAAAAAGCAUAUAUUCAAUUAUGAUUCAUUCUGGGUCUGCCUUAGGCGGCCACUACUACGCUUAUAUAAGAUCCUUUGAAAAUGAUCGCUGGUACAAUUUCAACGACUCCAAUGUAAAAGAAAUUGAUGAAAAAGACAUAGAAAAAGUAUUUGGUGGUAUCAGUAAAAUUGGGUAUUUCGGAGGGACUUAUUCGUCGACUGCUUAUUUACUUAUGUAUAGAAGGGUCGAUGAAGCCAGAAAUGUCAUUAAAGUAGAAGACGCAGAGGUUCCUUCUUAUGUGCUAGAAGAGCUUGAAAAAGAAAAAGAGCGUGAACUUCAAGAAUCCAUGGACAGGGCUGAAAAAUUAAAAAGCAUGCGCUUACGCAUUUUUCACAAAAAUUCCGAAAAAUGCGUAGAAGUCAAAAAAGAUGCAACUAUGCUUGAAUUAAAGCUAAAAGCGAUGGAAGAAUUUGGGAUAAAAGAUGAGCCAGAAGACGUGAGAAUCAGAGGGUAUAGCCAAUAUUAUGACACUUUUCAAGAAUUGUUCAAUGAGACAAAAACUUUAGAAGUCCUAGGACUUUACAGUCAAAGAGUCCUUGCUUUAGAAAUAAAAAACCAUGGGGAAGAAUUUGAAGCUUAUGACCCAUUUAAGCUUACAGUCAAAAUAAACCUAUGAAAAGAGACCUGUGCUGAUCCAGAAAUUUCUUUUGAAGACAAGACCAAUAACCCAGUAAAAAUCCAAAUUGACAAGCGAGACACUGUCAGAAAAAUGAUGGAGACGUUCGAAAAAAAAUUUAAUAUCCCUGUAGACAGGCAAAAAUUAUUAAAAAAAGGCUAUAUUGGGUCGUCAACAAUGCCAGAAAUUCUGUCCCAAAGAGCCUUUAUGGACCAGUCUUUGACAUAUGCAAGGAUUUUUGAAGGGACUGUUAUGUAUCUAGAAGACAUGGAAAAUCCUGCAAAUAAAGGCAAAUGGCAGCUUCUGCUUGACGAGGAGGCCAGCAAGUUUAUGAUCAAGUUUAACAACCCAGAUUUAGCUGCGAAUUCAUAUGGGCAAUACGAAUUUAAGGAUUAUGUGGUUCUGCACUCAAAUAAAACUGUUGGGGAGCUUAAAGCGCUGAUUUCUAGCAAGCUUGGGAUCCCUGAAUCACAGUUUAUAAUGAAACGUAGCAGCAAAUAUGGCUCAGAAAUGAAGGAUUUGUCUAUUAAACUAUCACAAGCAAAUUUAGUACAAAAUAGCUUGGUAUUUAUAGAGCGUGGCGUUCCCAGUAAACAAGACGAACUGAGGCUUGUGUUUAAUCUUGCAAUACCUCCUAAAGAAAAAGAUGGAGAUGGGGCGAUAUUUUCUUAUAUUGAGCUUUUUGAGCUUCCUGUACAAGUUGAUACAAAAAUAUCUGAAUUGAAAUCAUUGGUUUGCCAGGAGAUGAAUACUAUGUAUCCAUCAAUGGAAAUCCAGCCUAAACUUAUGAGACUUCGUGAUAAACAUUAUGAUAAGCUAUCAACAGUUUUUUAUGAUAAUGAGUCAUUAAAAUCUUAUAUAGUUUUUAUAUGAUUAGUCUGCCUGCGUUAUUAUUUUUCUUUGACUCCUUUUUAAAUUUGGCAAAAUGUUGGUAAAAUUUCCAAUUUUGGGUACUUUAAACUCCUUUUAGAUAUGAACAAAAUUUAGGAAAAUUUUACAGGUAAAAAUUCUAGUUUUAAUAAAUUAGUUUCGACAUAAUUUUAUGGAAAAAUAAAAGAAGAAUAUUAUUUAAACAAUUUUCACGCUAAAUUGAUAAUUUUUUUGAAUUAAUUCUCAGUAAAAAUAAAGUAAAAUUAAAAGAUAUUGUGCUCAAUUAUAUUUUAUUAAUUUUUAAAAACAAAUUGAACCCCCUUUUAAUUAGGACAGGGUUUUUGUUCUAACUUUAAGAGCUAGGGAGAGAAGAUUAUUGGCGGACUAUUUAUAUACAUAAGAUAUACCAUAUUUUCGAAAAGAAAAGCAUCGGCGUACAACUAUUGACUACCCCAGACCCAGAAUUCAACAUGCAUGACCUAAUUGUAGCUGUAAGAAAAUGGACCCCAAGCACAUGGGAAUUAUCACCACCUGAAGAAAUUGUUGCCAAUAAGCUGUGAAAAAUCCAAGACCUCGGUUCAAAAUUAAGCAAACAUUACGAUAUCCCUGUCGCCAAUGUCGAAAUCGCCAGAAUUUCUUACACUGCAAAUUUCGUCAGAAGUGACCUAAAAACUGAAAUUUUCACAAAAUCUCACAAUAAUUACCAUUAUUUGUCAAGCCAGCCUUGAUAUUUAUCUGCUGAUGGGAUGCUGUUUAUGUAAUUUUUAUUUAGUGUAAAAGAUUCAGCUGAAGAAGUUAGAGAUAUGACAGCAGAAGAAAAGAGAAAAUUCGCGAGUAAAAGCAACUAUGGGUAUUAUAGCAGCUGGAAAUACGAGCCGCAGAAGGAAAAAAGUGUAAAAAUCACUGUGAAAAAGAAGAAAAAUAAUGAUGAAGCUUCAAAAGAAGAAGAAACAACUGAUGAAAUUGUUAGUUAA
Blepharisma stoltei is the source of this 3956-nucleotide messenger RNA. The record is from the annotation of a GenBank genome assembly. Lineage: Eukaryota; Ciliophora; Heterotrichea; Heterotrichida; Blepharismidae.